Messenger RNA from Neoarius graeffei (lesser salmon catfish), 7194 nucleotides. It is a transcript of the gene cntf, whose product is annotated as ciliary neurotrophic factor. The record is from RefSeq and is a predicted model, not a curated record. The transcript has 3 exons. Gene Ontology annotation, biological process: ciliary neurotrophic factor-mediated signaling pathway; negative regulation of neuron apoptotic process. NCBI's taxonomy places the organism in Eukaryota, Metazoa, Chordata, Actinopteri, Siluriformes, Ariidae. Gene Ontology annotation, molecular function: ciliary neurotrophic factor receptor binding. The coding region runs from base 275 to 823 and encodes 182 amino acids.
UGGAGCUGAAACUGAGCUGCGCGCGACACAGCGAGCCGCUCACAGAACAGGAGGAGUUCCUGAUUAACGGGAUUUAAACUAAUAAAGUUCCCCGGAGUCGAACCCGAGCUGUGUUUCCCCCGGAGUCGAACCCGAGCUGUGUUUCCCCCGGAGUCGAACCCGAGCUGUGUUUCCCCCGGAGUCGAACCCGAGCUGUGUUUCCCCCGGAGUGGAGCCCGAGCUGUGUUUCCCCCGGAGUCGAACCCGAGCUGUGUCCCGCAGGCAGUGAGAGUGAAUGGCUGUGAAGGAGAAAGCUGUGGCUCUGGCCAGGCUGCUGCUGCAGGACUGCACCCGCUUACUGCAGUUAUAUACUACUCGGGAAUCUCUGCCAUCUAACUCUGUAUCUGGGUCACAGUUGGUGUCCAUCCCUCCACUAACACCUCAACUCUCACCCUCGGAGAAAAUCUGCUUCCUGCACGCGGCUCUCCAGGCGUGUCUCCGUCUGCUGGACACGGCCAUAGCCCAGGAGGACGCCAACUUCCCCAGCACACCUGAGGAUGAGUACACAAAACAGAGGAGGACUGUCCGAGACCGACUCAAUUCCCUGGUGUGGAGCACAGAGCGCCUCCUGGUGGGGGGAAAGAGGUGUGACGCUGAGGCAAAGGAAUUGAUGGAUGGUGGGGUGUUUGCGCUGAAGAAAUGGAUCCUCCAGCUUCUGCAGGAUCUUGUGUACUGGUCCAACAAGACAGCUGAAACUCUCCAGACCCUGCCUGCUCUCACGGCCACAAAACCGAGAACAAGAAGGUCUGCAACAAAUAAGGAAGCAUACAAACUACGCAAAUGAACAUCUCCGUGUAUGUGUAUGUGUGUGUGUGAGCGAGAGAGAGAGACCAUAAUUGAACCACUUUAGUAAACUAACAUUAAAAUUUCCACAUGUACAGAUCUACAAAAUUGAGGAGUUGGUUAAAGCCUUUUUUUUUUUUUUUUCCCUCUUCAGUGAACCACAAUGAGCUUUAAUUUCACUAACUUGGCGCCCUCUGCUGGACAAAACGCAUUACAACAUUAGAAAAAGAAAUUGUUUUUCAGCUUCUGUCUCCUUUGGUAUUAUAAAUCAGGAGGAUAUUGCUACCAUUUAACUCAAACUGCAUCUAAAAUGUAAUUUCAAAUUUUAUUACCAUUUUUCACGAUAUUGAUGUUUCAUGACGUGUUCUAGUCAUUCAUGUAAAAUAUCGUGAUAUAAAUUUAAGUUCAAAUCGCCUUUCCCGACUCCCUCCUCCACUCCAAACUCAUUGUUUAUUUGCUUAUUUUUAUUCACAUGGAAUCUGUUCAAGUCACUAACGUAUCAAAAAGUCAUGUUUAGGAUGUUUCCUGUGUCCAUGUCAGUAUGCGGGGAAAUCUGUUUGUGUUUUUCACGUAUAGUCAAAGAUGCGAGAACACUGCUGCUAGGCGACUGAUAACUAUGGGCAUCACGUCCUAGCCUAGCUUAUCGCUGUUGCUAGCGAGUUUUCUCGCUGUAAAAUGUUUUCUACAGAUAUUGUGAAAGUGCAGUGACUGUAGAAACCAGAUAGAAUGAUCAGAAAGGUCAACAUUUACCUCAGAUGUGUCGAUAAGAUUCUUAGAAAAGACGCCCCACGACUACAAUGACACUUAGCUUAGCAUUGACCGCUAACACAAGUCCCACAGGUUCAGCCAUUUUGAAAACCAUGUUGCAUUGUAAUCUGGAUUUCUGAAAAUGAGGGCCUGUGUAGCUGCAGUUAGGAGUUAUGUUCACUUUUAAACAAGUUACAACUCCUUAAGAGAGAUUUUUUUAUUAAUCAAAACAUCACCAUGUUAUAUAAAAGAAUAUUUCAGACUAUAGUAUAUUAAAUGAAAUAUUUAUAAAUAUAUUAUGUAAAGGCAAUAAAUAAACAAGUUAAAUGGGACAUUUAAUAUCAAUAAAUUAUUUUGAUAAUACUUUAAUUUCAAUAAUUACAUGUUGCACAAAGUAGACAUUUAAUUAUUUACUUGUUCAUUUUUUAAAUUUUCAAACUUAUCUCUCACACACACACACACACACACACACACACACACACACACACACACACACACUCAUUCACUCUGGCCACUUUAAUAGGAACGUGUUGUUGAUUUUAAGAUCCCUGUUGUUGGCUGCAGGAGUGGAACCCAAUGUGUUCUUCUGUUUUCUGUUGCAUGCUGAGAUGCUUUUCUGCUCACCACGGUUGUAAAGAGUGAUUAUACAAGUUACUAUAUCCUCAAACCAGUCAGUCCAUUCCCCUCUGACCCUCUCUUAUCAACAAGGUGUUUGUUUCCACCCACAGAACUGUCGCUCACUCACUCACUCAGUGUUUUUUGUUUUCUGCACCAUUCUGUGUAAACUCUAGAGACUGUUGUGUGUGAAAACCCCAGGAGGAGAUCAGCAGCUUCUGAAACACUCAAACCAGUCCAUCUGGAUCAAACCAGCACCCAUACCACAGUGAGAGAAAGUCACACUUUAGGAUCAGUUUUUUUUUUUUCUUCUGAACAGCCAUCGCCCAAAGUGCCUAGUAAACAAAACAUUGUAGGAAAUCAGGAAGAAUCCGUUUUACUGGCCUGGAACUCUUGCACAUCUUUCGUUUAUAAUUUUCACUUGAACUUGUGCUUGAAUACUUGCAAUGUGUGUGAGAUGUACAACGCCACAAGACCAUUGCAAGUUUAUUCUUGAAAUAUUAGCACCUUUUCCCAAGUAUCAAUACUGGUUGUUUUUUUUUUUUUUUUUUUUUUUUUUGUUUGUUUGUUUUUUUAUUAGCUGAAUAUCAAAAUCUAUGAAUUUAUCAAAAGGAUACAAAUAUAUUUUUGAAAUGGUGUGGGUUUUUUAAACCAGUGACACCAAAACACAAGCAUGGUCACAAGUUUAUACAGAAUUCGACCCGGAAGUAGGAAGUCAGAAUUAUUUAACUUUUUGUAAGUUUGUUGUACAAAGUGGGGGUUAAAGUGUCUUUUGUUAGCAACAAGCUAGCCAGCUAACUGCGAUGAGUGAUGUAUAUUUACCUCCUCAAAACAGUGAACUGUAUCGUCAGUGUUCUAGAGUUAACGAGUGAGUAUAUCUGCAUGUUGAUCGAUCUAAAGAGAAUAUUUGUUUAUACAGUAUAAUUCCUUUAAAUGUACGAGUAGGUAUUCCCAGGAGAGGAUGACUUUUUUUUUUUCUUCCCUAGUCUGUGGGCCGAAAUGCCAAGUUGUGUUGUAGUUGAAUGCCACAAUAGUGUCAUGCCCAUUUUUAGUCCAGCGACGCCCCUUGGUGGACCCACUGAGAAUUUAUAUUGGAAAAAUUUAAAUCAAGAAAAAAGGGGAACAAAUUGACACAAAAGUGGGAGCCUGAUUAUAACACCGCUGUAUAGAUGACUGCACGUGUAUUAAAAUGGAAUCUAUAUAUUAACACCCUCGACCUUCAAGCACCAUGAUUUAUUUAUUUAUUUAUUUUUUUUUUUUUUUGGAGAAAUCAGGGAACCCUGCCUUUUCAUCAGACUAAAGCUGGAGGUACGCUACUGACCAAAUUCAGCAUGUAUGGAAGAAAGUAAGCUAGUGAUUGAUUGAUUUAUAAAGUUUUAAAACCAACAAACAUCUUUACUGACACUAAAACACGUUUAUAAAAUGUCCGACACUGAACAAAAACACUUCUUUUCUGUUUUAUUAAAUCAGAUAAUGCAUUAUCUUAAUAUUAGUUUGCAUGUAAACACCAUUGUUUAGUGAUUUAGUUUAUUACUGCUGGGGAAAUUUAGUCAAACACUUUUUUUAUUCACUGUUAAAUUCUUGUUCAUUAUGUCCUGAAAAUAUACUUCACCUUAUUUUAGAGUUGAAGGUUUCAAGCUUUUGGAAUACAUUAAAGUCGCGCAUUAACAGUGCACGCCAGUCGAGUGCUCCGAGUGGAUUUGUCCAGUCUAACAUCCGAACAAAAUCAACACACGCUAAACACGCAUCUCGCCCUACAUUCACACUCCGUGUUUUUGCUACAUGUAUACGCAACAUGUAGCUGCUAUUUCAGUGAUUAAAGUGUCAUCUUUUUGUAGAGAUUUUCUCAAAUUUAUACAAAUUAUAUCCGAUUGUCUCAGACUAUCUUGAAUGAUUCCUCAGACCAGUCCGACUGCGCAUGGGGUGUGACGUUUCAUCAGUUCCCCAUUCAUAACUUUAGCUCCUGCUUGUAAUUGGCCCCCAUUUACUGUUUGAUAUAAAAGUGGAAGAAAAACCUUUAAGCAUGUUUCAUCUUCCGGUGUCGUAAACGGCAGCUCAUUAAAAGUGUGUAGAGAUGUUACAAAAAAACUAUUUGCACACUGAUUAGUGCGUUGUUUAACUAGUAAUACACUAGCUACGACAGUUUCUUAUCGGAACUAAAAACAAAGCUAGACAGGCCACACCCACAAAUGAUAAAAGUAGUAGUCUCUACACGACAACAAGUGAAAUGUGAAAUCUCUCUCUCUCUCUCUCUCUCCAUUAGCACUUUCCCCCCUUCAGUUUGCUAGCCAAACUGGAAACAUUGAGAACUUUUCUGAUGGCCAACGACAUUCUCUCUCUCUCUCUCUCUCUCCUUUGAAAUUGAAUGCGAAUAUAGCGUCCGAUGUGAAAAGCCCUUUUCGCUGACACUGCUUUAAUCCGUUACACACCUUCACUAUUGUUUUUACCUGAAUGUACUGAGCAGAUCUCUGAAGGAUUUUUCUAAAAGGUUGCGAGAUCACUAUAUAAUAAACAGUAUAGAGCAUGUGACCAUCAUAUGAUGUUAGAAAUGGAGAUUACACACCUGCAACUACUGAUAUAUAAUGAUCUCUCUUAUCUUUACUAUUUUCCUCACUUUAGAUUUCUCAGUGUGUCACUAAUUGGUUCAUAUGUAGGCAUUAACUUUUCCAGAUCAAAUACAUACACGGGCAUUAAGUGUUCAUAUCUACCGUAAAUUCAAGCAAAAACUUUAUCCAUAUGUCUUUAAGAUGAUGCAAAAUGUAGCCUGUAUGUUAUUGUGUGUCAAAAUGUUUUGUUUUUGUAUAUCUAUUUUGUAUCUUUGUAUCUUUUAUAUGAAAAAUAAAUUUAAAUCAAUGAUGGCCUUUAAAAGUGGAUUGCUGCUUUUCACGUUAAGGCUUCCUUUAGAGUUUCCUGUUUCAUUAAAAUGUUACGGUACGUAGAAAUGUAUUUCUUGGAAUGGGGAAAAAAUAACAGGAUUUAUUCUCUCCACAUUCACUGGAUAUGAGCAACGGUGCACUCUGAUUGGCUACUCUACUACUAGGAUAUCAGCUCAUAUACUGUGAGUAGAGAAAAAAACAAAAUGGUGGAGCGUGUUCCCGAACCAACCGAGGACGAAAUAAAAACUACUCGAAAACAAAACCCUAAAAAUUAUCAAGUAUUUAAAAGAAACAGAAAUGGCUAAAAGAAUAUAGUCCCCCCCCCCCCCCCCCAAUAUCGCCUGUUCCACACUCCAGCCCAGUUGGUGGUGGUAAUGCACCUUUAAGUUGGUUUGCCAGCUGCCAAAAAACCCUAAAAAAAAAAAAAAGCCCCCCCCCCCAAAAUAAAUUUAAAAAGCAGCAAAAUAUGGAAUAAAAGUAUUUGAUGGUAAGGGUUUGUUUGUUUGUUUUUGUUUUUUCUUUCUAAGAAUUAUUGCAUUUUCCACAAAUUGCUCCUGUUAUUUUGCCGGUUUGUUUACAUUCUCAGCGGAUUUUGUUGGAUGUUUUGUAUAAAGUUUUCAUUUAUCGCAUUUGCAAAAAAUAAAAAUGCUCUUUCUCAAUCCAGUGAAUGUGGAUAGAAUAAAAGUUAUUCCACUCAAUCUCAUCGUACAUGGAUUAUAGUAAACUUGGUGCUACGCGUCUCGUCGCCUAUCAGCUCAUGUACGACUCGAUUUCGUGGAAUAACUGUUAAAUCUGUAUGUGUGUGUUCUACAGCAGCUCCGUAAGCAUUUAAAAAAAAAAAUAUUUGUGCACAGUCACUGAGUUGUAACUGGAUAUCCUUUUAAAGCUGGAGUGGUGUGAUGUUAGGCUACGUUCACACUGCAGGCUGAAGUGACUCAAAUCCGAUCUUUUCGCCCAUAUGUGACCUGUAUCCAAUCUUUUAUUGACAAUAUGAACGACACAGAUCCGAUUUUUUCAAAUCCGACCCAGGCCGUUUGGAUAUGUGGUCCUAAUUCCGAUUCCUAUCCGCUCUUUUCAUAUGCGACUUCAGUCUGAACCGCCAGGUCGCAUUCAUCCGACUUACACGUCAUCAACAAGCCACAAACGUCACUAUUCUGCGCUGAAGUAGGCGGCGGGUCUCUCAAAAAAAGUUACAACAACAUGGCGCAUAAUCACGGGCGCAGAUAGAGGGUGGGAUUCGUCCCACCCAGAUUUAAAUUCACUUCGUUCGGUCCCCCCCACUUUGCAUAAGGCAAACCUCACAGAAAAAUCAAAAGACUAAUUACCAUUCGGUUUAUUGAGGUGCACAGCAGUGUAUACAUAGUUGCAACAACUCACAUAAAACAAAACAAAGACUGAUAUUCGGUUGGUUGAGCUGCGCAGACUGCACAGGUUGCGAGCUCGAGCUUGGUUGCUAUAGUAACCCACAACAAGUUUGACAGGCAUAUUGGGGUUGGUUUGCUGGCAGCUUUGUCCCCCCCCAGUUCAAAAAACGUAUCUGCGCCCCUGCGCAUGACAUCAAUGCGAGGGACGCUUCGGGCUGUGAAGGUUCUGAAUCUUCUCAAUGGAAGGACGCAGAGGUUAGGGAGCUGAUUUCCAUUUGGGGGGAUACAGCUAUUCAAGCUAGAUUGGAUGGGUCAUACCGCAACCGGGCGGUUUUACUUCCGUAAACACUGGCCAUGCUCAUUGCGUGUGACGUCGUCGUAUCCUGCAAUGCGUAUGCGGAACACUUUUAGGUCGCUUUUCGUUCAUACUGAGGAUCACAUACAAGUCGCAUAUAUUUGUUAAUGUGAACGACCUCACAAAAAAAUCGGAUUUCACAAAAAAAUCGGAAUUGAGCAUUAAGCCUUGCAGUGUGAACGUAGCGUUAGUGAUUAACUGCUUACCCUGGAGUGCUUUAUUCCACUUAUACCACAUCAACUCUCCACUUUUUGACAAUUGUUUUUUUUGUUUGUUUUUAAUUGCAAAACAUUUUGUUAACUGUAAACUGUAGUUGAAUGUGUGAAUUAGUUAUUCCCUGUUAUCACUUCCUGAAAGUGAACAGCAUUAAAUCUGUCUGUUUCAAAGUGCUGACACUGGAGUUAAAAUGGUAAAU